This is a messenger RNA of Macrobrachium nipponense, 3027 nucleotides long. RefSeq lists its product as uncharacterized. The record is from RefSeq and is a predicted model, not a curated record. Bases 283 to 885 code for a protein of 200 amino acids. NCBI's taxonomy places the organism in Eukaryota, Metazoa, Arthropoda, Malacostraca, Decapoda, Palaemonidae. The transcript is spliced from 3 exons.
AGCGACAAAUCACCCUACCUUUCGAACGCUAUCGAUUUCAUCAUGAAAAAGCGUGGUGACCGUGACUUAAUGAACCAUCUUGCAAUUACCCGUCUGGAAUCGAUUUGCAAAGAGGACAGGCUCUAGUGGACUUAAUUACCCCAUGAGAGCUUUCCUCGCUGGGAACGUGCGAGUAGAGGGCUGCGCAUGCGUGUGAAUGCGACUCUGCCGGGAAGUAUAUAUAUAUAUACCUGAAGGUCAGGUUUUCCCACCUGUUUGACUCUUACCUGCGGACAGGUGAACAUGGUCUGGAUACAGGUAUGGAUACUUCACGUGACCACCUUCCUCUUGAUCAGUGGAGACGACGAUGUGCCUUUUACGCAACUGCAGAGACGGAAGGUGAGGCCACACUCAACCUCCCUGACGUCACACUUGACCAGCGGCGAGGAAUACCUCGAUGAGGCCUCUCCACCGACGUUUCAUGUGCCAAGUUCGAUCAGCAGCGAGGAGGACAUCGGAGAAGAACCCCCUCCUUUGCAUUCAAGAAAACUGAAGUUAUUCUUGACGUUCCCGUCGUCAAAAUCGAGUGGGUCUUCAGGUACCGGAGGGCCUCUUCUGCCGGAAGGGCUCAAGAAACCGAGGGAAACGCGCCGGAAACGGAUGACAUCGCUUCCUAGGGACAGAUCCUCAAGAGGAAGUUCCUCCCAAGCUGUCGCUGGUGCAGGAUUAUCCGGUGAUGCUUCAGCUGUGAACCGGUUACGUCGUGCCAAGAGAGCUGCCUACAAGAGCUUCAAGGAAACGCGACAGAGAGGCAAAGCCGAAGGGAUGUAUUCGCUGCUGCUUCCUGAUGACGGACUCAAACCGUCAGUUACUACGCGGACGAAAACGGCUACUUCCCCACAAUAACUUACGACGGUGGACACCAGUUCAGUUAUUACUUCGUGUAUCCUCACGAGCCCAAUAAACAUCCCGACGGACAUUUGCAGAUAGGUGUGGAUGGGUACAAGAAUCACCUAGCCAAGGUUGGCGAUCAUGACGCGAGUCGUGUCGGCCGUUUAGGAGAAGUUGCAUUAAGCAAACCCUCGAUCCAUCCAUUGCAUCCCAUCAUACUGAAAUCUGUAGCGCAGAAUAUAGCUGAUCACUCGUAUACCAGCUUACCUGUAUCCAAUUACCAGGCGCCUUUAGCAGCCAAGAGUCAGAGCUCUCAACAUUCUGCUGCACUUCUGAAAUCUCAAGGCGCAACGAGACAUCCCUAUAAAGAAGAAAUAAAAUCUAAUUUUUCAGUGAAAAGAUUACCAUUAGUAGUUGAACAGAAGCACGUUGUUCCGGGAAAAUCUAAUCAACAUUCAAGUGACGGGUCCGGAUAUUCUUAUGAUCACCCUUCCAUGAAAAGUGCUCCGUCCUACGCUCAAAACACCUACGCAACAACUCAGCCUCGUGUCCCGCCAUCAGAAAUGUAUGGCUAUCCUCCUCCGCCUAAAUACAAUGCUGACUCAAAAGUUCCAGUUCUGGGAGCUGCCAAAACCACUGCCCAUGAACUGAGAAAACCUUCAGCUCAAGCCUUAAGUGGUCACUACGGCGUCCCUCACCAGACAGGAUACAGCUCGCAGACCAUCUCUCCCAAACCUUCCUAUCAUGCGAGCUCUCCGGCAGUAAAAGGAAUACCCCACUUAGCCCCUCAUCCUGCAAGAGAAUCAGGAUUGAAGAUGCUAGACCGAGGGCUUCUCGUGGCCAGCCGGAUGCUGGAAGAAGGAGAGGAUCUUUCUGUUUAUAUCGCCUCUGUCGACAGUGCAGACUCCGGCUAUUCAGAACAUUCACUCACGGCGGAUGACUUGAUGGCACUGACCAAUUUUGACGUUACGAAGACCCUGUUUCGCCCUCCAAACAUCUUGACAGGCCAUCCUUUCUUCAGGCCCCCCAGAACACUGAGAAGAUUGAUUAUGACAGAGGACUACUUAGCCUCAUAGCCUUUGUGAGGGGUAUAAGUGGGCCACCAUAUGACAGAGUUUCUUCUUUGGGGUCGACUAUUUUCGGAUUACUCAGUUUGGUGAGUGUCUCCCCUUUUCUGCUGGUUAAGGCCGUCACUAACGUUCAGUUAUAAUUGCGCAGUUAUGCCUACACAGUCGGACUGUGCAGACAAAACUGAACUAAUAAACUUCAGCUAUGUCUGCACAGUUGACCUAUGUAGGCAAAACUGAACGUUCGUAGGUUCAGUUUUGACCGCAUAGUCCAACUAUGCAGGCAUAACUACACAGUUAUAAAUAAACGUUAGUGGCGGCCUUUAGUAGUGUAAUUUUGAUCUUUGUGUUUCUUGUAAUUCUCUUUCAUUUUCCCUUCAGGCCAAGGGUAUGUAAGGGCAUCAAGAUGCUCGUUCCUCUGGACUUUCCGUAUUAAAUAAAGAGAAAAUUUAGAAAGAUUCUUAGUCAGUGAUUCUAGCCAUCACUGAUUAUUCGAACUUUUAGAUGAUCAUCUUUGGAACUGAGACAGGACAAUUAUACUGCCAUCACUUGCUGACGAACUUAAAAACGCUGACAUGAAGCUGAAACUUCUUUGCAAGUUCUCGUGAUCAUUCACCCCAGUCAGUUGUCAUUCUAGUCCUUUUUUUUUUUACUACAAAGCAUCUGUAUAGCUUGUGUUGUCAGAUAAAUUAGUUAUUAAGAAUCAUAGAGCUACCUAAAGCGCUGAUAUGGCAUAGGAAUUAGUCGUGCUCUAUACUCAGCAUCUAGAGUAAUCUACUCUCUUUCUUGUGAAACUUUUUUGACAUGAGUUAAUCUGCUUCUCUCAGGGUCAGUUUGCAUAGUCAUACCCUGACUCUCCUUGAAGCCUAUAUGUAUAUAUUUUUGUACAGCAACCUAUAUGUAGUUCUGUAACUCUUGUAGGUAGAUAUGAAAGGUAUUUAGCCUUUGUGAUGUUUGAAGUCGGCUGAAAUGCAGAAUCUGAAUUCUGUAGUAAAGCUCAGACCGACUUGUAAGACAACAAAUUUUGACAAGAAGAAAAUAAACAUUGUUUGUUAAAUAAAUCUAAUAAAAUACACCUUAACUCACUUAA